Molecule: messenger RNA, 1740 nt
Organism: Puntigrus tetrazona (Sumatra barb)
Lineage: Eukaryota; Metazoa; Chordata; Actinopteri; Cypriniformes; Cyprinidae
Product: butyrophilin-like protein 2
Exons: 9
Coding region: 823-1740 (305 amino acids)
Source: RefSeq, a predicted model, not a curated record
CCUACCUUCCGUUCCUGUUAAUUGUAUCAUUGUCUUCAGCUGUGUCUUGUUAAUUUAAUCAAUUACCUUGUGUAUUUAUUCCCUUUAGCUGUUUGUCCGAUCUCGUCUAUAUUAUGUGUAAUUUCGUUUAUCUGCCUGUUUGCCUACCUGCCCGAGGUAUUACUCCUUUAUGUGUGCAUGAUUAAAAUCAUUAACUUUAUAUUCUCACUGAGUGCUCCUUCCCUCUAAACCACACCCUGAUACUGCUGUGCUAAAAACCAGUUUUACCUGUUCAUGGAAAAAAUGUUUUUACCCAGGUGCCAGCUGUCACGUCUUUGGACUCUUUUUUUGUUUUUGUCUUGUGCCAUGUGCUGUGUGCCCUGCCUUCCGUUCCUGUUAGUUGUAUCAUUGUAUCAUCACUUCAGCUGUUUCUUGUUAAUUUAGUCAAUUAUGUUGUAUAUUUAAGUCCUGUGUGUUUGAGUUCACGUUUGUCCGAUCGUCGAGGUUUAUUCGUGGUUUAUGUUCUGCCUGCCUACCUGUAUGUUAUUAUUUUGUCCGUUUGAAGAAGAUUAAAACCGUUUUUUUAAAUGGUGUCAUAUUUUAAAACAGCACUAGCAUGUAUUAUCAUAACUCAACUCAUAUAUGGUUUACAAAUAGUUGAGCAUGCUAUAGAUAUGUGAGGAACAGGAAAGGUACAGAAAUCUCAAUUGCAACCAUCCAUAAGUGAAAGCAACUUGUUUUGGCUUGCAUAAGUAUUUUUAGUGUUGCUAAUCCAGUGGUUUGUGUGAGACUGAAUCGUUCUUCUCUCUCACUGGAUGUGUUUUGUUUCAGUUUUAAAGAAGCAUGGCAGCGAGAAGUGGCAAUGACUUUGAGCUUGUUAUUCCCGAAAGAGGUGAAAGAGUUAAGAUUACUUCAGGAUCUGCUCUCAUCGUGUCGUGUCACUUGUCUCCUGCAGUCAGUGCCGUUGAUAUGGAGAUUACUUGGCUUGGCCGGAUGUCUUGUAUUUGUGCCUAUAAGAACCGAGAGAUGACACAGGGAGCUGACUAUGAGGGCAGAGCGAGUCUGUUUAUGUAUGACCUGAAGAAAGGGAAUGUGUCCUUAAGACUGGCGGACUUCAGAGAGACCGAUCUGGGGGUCUACAUGUGCCGGGUAUCCAGCAGAAACAAAACACGGCAGAUAAUAAUAAAUGUAGCAGAAGAAGUCUCUGCCAUUUCUAAGGAAAAGCGUGUUACAGUGGAUUACAAGGAAAAAAGAAAUGAAUUACCACUACAGGAAAUGUCAUCAAAUCCAAACUAUAAAGAUAACAAGCUACCUGGGGAUAACAGCCUUGAAAGGAAACCCAAAAUUUCAUAUGAUAGGAAACCAAACAAAAGCCAGCAAAGGGAGAACUUUCAGCUUGUUGUUCCCAGUACAUCAGAAGAACCAGAGGUUUCUUUGGGGUCUGAUUUGAUCGUUCCUUGUUUCCUGUCUCCUGAGAUCAGUGCACUUGACCUUGAGAUAAGCUGGUCUACCGAUACAGCCUGUGUUUGUGUGUAUAAGGACAAGCAGGUGAUAGAAGGGGUUUUGUUCAAGGACAGAGCGAGUCUGUUCACUCACAAGCUUAGGGAAGGAAAUGUGUCCUUACGACUGAAAAACUUCAGGCCAUCAGAUAUAGGAAAUUACCAUUGUCAGGUCAGCGGCAAAGACCGAAGAGAGAGGAUAACAGUAAGAGGUCAUAAGGCCAGAUAUAAAGAACACAACUUCGCAAAAGAUAAUGGGUAG